AAUCAUAGUGGAGUGAACAAUGAGGAUAAAAUGAUAGUGGAUUUAAAUGAAUGCUUAGUGUUAGAUGUUACAGUGUUCAUCCGCUUUGAAGCAGUAGCAUUUCCUAACAGGUACUAGUUAGAGAUGUUAAAAAGAGGUUAGCAAAAUUGAUUGUCUCUAUGUAUAACCUCCCACCCCGUUUUUUGGUGCUGAGAACUGAUCUUAGUGCCUCAGAUAUGCUAGGAAGUGCUACUGCUAAGCCUACAUUCCCAGCUUUGACUUUCAUUUAAAAUUUUUAUUUAAACAUAUAAGCAAGGUGUGAGGUUUGUGUGUGUGUGACUACCUGAAAAUGUAAAACACUCAGUUUCUUAAUCAUUUAUUUGUUGGCCACUACUUCUCUGGAAUCUACUUUCUGCUGGGCUUGUCUGCUGGAAUAAACUAUAUAUCAGUUAUUCUAUCUAAUUAUCUAGAGUAGGCAUCGUUUCCCCAAAAAAUUCUCUAGUCAGAUAUAUUCAGGAGACACAAUAGGUUAAACAGAGCCUUAGAAGUUUCUUUAUAGGGAGUCUGUCCAGGCCUUUAAUAUGCAAACACACAUCAUGAAUCCCUAGUACAAGUGUUUAACUUAAAGCAUAGGAUUAAAUAGCUGGUUAUGAUAAUAUGAUUAGUUAAGUGAUGGAGUCAGUGUUAAAAUCUAAGUGGUCUGGCUCCAAGCCUUUUCAGUGGAGAUGAGCAUUCGGAGAUUUUAGUGAAUUGUACUGUAUUUAUUUGUAAAGCUAAGAAUGUACGCUUGAAUUUUUUUUCUCUCUCUAGUGGUAGACAUGGUUAAAAAGUAUAUGGUGGAGCUGAAAAGGUGGCUCAAAAAUUAAGAGUACUUACUGUUCUUGCAGAGGACCCAAGUUUAGUUCACAGUUGCCUGUAACUGAAGGCCCAGAACUGACACCUUUGGUACACAACACACUCACACAGGCAUAGACACCUACACAUAAUUUUUUAAAAUUGUUUUUAAGUAUUUUCACUAGGGGCUAACAAGAUGGUCAGCAUGUAAAAGUACUUGCCACCAAGGCUGACAACCAAGUUCAGUUCCAGGACUCACAAAGUGGAAGGAGAGAACCAACUCUCACAGGAAAGGACUAACAACACACGCUCUUAACCACCAUCCCCUUCCAGAGCAGCUGGAUGACAUUUCCUCUACCAACGACAGCCAGGAGAAAGAUGCAAGUUCUCAAAGUGAAUCUGACAUCACCCAAGAAUCACCUAUUACAUCAACUGACACUGGGAAUUCGCGUUCUGCUUUUCCAAGCUAUGCAGGCACAGGGAUCUCAACAGAAGGCAGCUCCGACUUUUCUUGGGGAUAUGGAGCUUGACCAAAAUGCCACCGAGAAAGUACAGGCCAUGUUCACAGCCAUCGAUGAACUCCUGUAUGAGCAGAAGCUGAGCGCGCACACACAGCGCUUGCAGAGAGAGUGCCAGCAGUGGGCAGCCAGCUUUCCUCACCUCAGGAUUCUGGGUAGGCAGAUAAUCACUCCGAGUGAAGGCUAUGGAUUGUACCCUAGAUCCCCUUCUGCUGUGUCAGCUUCACAUGAAGCAAUCUUGUCUCAAGAAAGAGAGUCUACCAUAUUUGGUAUAAGGGGAAAGAAGUUACAUUUUUCAUCAUCUUAUAAAGCACCUCCCACCAUCAAAGCCUCUGGCUUGUCUGCUGAUGGAGGAGAGGAGGCAGACUGUAUAAUCUUUUCUGAAGGAAUAAUCGAGGAGUACCUAGCUUUUGACCACACGGAUAUGGAAGAGGGAUUUCAUGGAAACAAAUCAGAAGCAGCUACAGAGAAACAGAAAUUAGGGUACCCUCCCAUUGCGCCAUUUUACUGCAUGAAAGAGGAUGUUCUUGCUUAUGUGUUUGACAACGUGUGGAGCAAGGUUGUGGGCUGUAUGGAGCAGUUGACACGUAGUCACUGGGAGGGAUUUGCUUCUGAUGAUGAGAGUAACGUUGAAAUUACCAGACUGGAUUCGGGAAGUCCCUAUGUGCUGAACGAACAGCAUCCUUUGGUCUUACCUCGAGUGCCGCAGUCUAAAGUGUUGUCAGUCACCUCAAAUCCGAUGAAUUUCUGUCAAGCAAGUGGUCAUCAGCCAAAUGUGAAUGGCCUCUUGAUUCAUGGGAUGCCUCUACAGCCAAGGAAUCUCUCCCUGAUGGAUAAGCUCCUAGAUCUUGAUGACAAGCUACUUAUGAGGCCUGGGUCCAGUUCCGUCCUUUCAAACCGAAAUUGGCCAAACCGAGCCAUGGAGCUUAGUGCAUCAUCUUUGUCAUAUACAACGCAGUCUGCCAGGAGGCGCAAUCCCCCACCACGUACCCUUCAUCCCAUCAGCACGAGCCACUCACGCGCUGGAACACCAUGGCCUGCAGAAGAAAUCCUCAGAGGACCCCGGGUUCCAGGGACAGCAGACUCACUCUCUUCUCCCUCACCAAUGACUUUGGGUCGGAACAAUCUGCUGCCACCUAUUGGAACAGCUGAAGUAGAACACCUGAGCGCCAUGGGGCCACAGAGGCCAACAAAAUCCCAUGGUGACUCCAGCAGAGCCCGAAGUGCAGUGGUGGACGAGCCUAACCAGCAGCCCCAAGAGAGGCUCCUUUUACCUGUCUUCUCUAGACCCAACACAACUCAAUCAUUUUUGCCAGACACACAGUACCGAAGUUCAUGUGCAUCUGAGUACCCUCAUCAGCCCCGACCUGGCAGGGGGUCUGCAGGUCCUCAGUCACAUGGGUCUACAAAACCUCAGAGCAGAGGUGGACCCAUCUCUAGAACCAGGCAGUGACCAUAGGGCAAGUGAGAACCUGCAAGGUUGCAGCAGACUUGGGAACACGUGGAGGCUUUCAUGCAUCAGCAUUCAGGCACCAGAUGAUGCAGAGCUCCUAUAAACAGCAGCUUGGUCCAUCAAGAGUUAUCUUGUUACAAGUGUCCAAGAAAUACUACAGAGUAUCUGCCAAAGACUGCAUGGGUAACUGUUCUGUAUGCAGUUACUGUCUUCUUUCAGCUUUAGUUAACCUAUUCCAUGGGGCAGAUUGUACCCAAAGACUUGACAAUGAAAAACCACCCCAAAUCACUGCUCAUGUUGUCUGUAAAUAAUCACCAGUUCAAUUCUUGUAUGAUUCAGUGAGAUUACAUACACACAAAUGAUUCAGAUCACUGGGUUCAGAAUAUUUCUGCUUAUAUUAAUUUCUGGAGAACUGCACUCAGUUUUAACAAUUUUAGGAGACAGUAUUGCCAACAAUCUGAUAUAUUCAUCAAAUAAAUGUCACUCCUAAACUUUUAA
Messenger RNA from Mastomys coucha (southern multimammate mouse), 3282 nucleotides. RefSeq names its product family with sequence similarity 149 member B1 (gene Fam149b1). The transcript is spliced from 14 exons. Gene Ontology annotation, biological process: cilium assembly; protein localization to cilium. Bases 1156 to 2784 code for a protein of 542 amino acids. The record is from RefSeq and is a predicted model, not a curated record. Lineage: Eukaryota; Metazoa; Chordata; Mammalia; Rodentia; Muridae.